AUGAAUUCUCAAAAUCAUUCAAGGAAAGAUAGUUUUCAAGCUUUAAAGUCCCUAACUCAGGAUCAAGUAGAAACUUCACAAAGAGCUAAAACAUUUAGGGGAAAAGUAAUUGUUAAAUACAACAAAAUAGCGUACCUCUGUCAUUUGUUUGGGGAGGAUGAUCUCUUAAUUAACACGUACUCUAAGUGUCUUGAGCUUUCUUUGCGUAUCCAGGCAGCAGUGGAAGCUCACGAUCCUUAUUUUCGAGAAAAAAGAAACGCAGCUGGAAAGCUAGGAUUGUCUUCUUUACAGAAGAUAACAGCUUCCUUAAGGAUGCUUGCUUAUGGUGUAACCGCAGAUUUUAUGGACGAGUAUGUUAGGAUUGGAGAAUCCACAGCUAUAACCAGUUUGAAGAAAUUUACAAGAGCGAUAAUUUCCAUAUUCGGUGCGGAAUAUUUGAGAUCCCCAAAUGGCAAUGAUAUUGCUAGAUUACUAGCGAUUGGGGAAAAUCGAGGCUUUCCUGGAAUGUUGGGAAGUAUUGACUGUAUGCAUUGGAAAUGGAAGAAUUGUCCGAGUGCAUUGAAAGGUAUGUACACUGGUCAUAUCCACGAACCCACACUCAUCUUGGAAGCUGUAGCUUCCUACGACCUUUGGAUAUGGCAUGCAUUAUUUGGUAUGCCUGGUGCUCUCAACGACAUCAAUGUGUUAGACCGAUCCAAUGUCUUCUCUGAACUUACACAAGGUCGUGCACCUGCAGUGGACUUUUAUGUUAAUGGCAAUCAAUACUCAAUGGGGUAUUAUUUAGCUGAUGGAAUUUAUCCUUCCUGGACAACUUUUGUGAAGACAAUACCGGCACCACAAAAUAACAAGACAAAACAAUUUGGAAUUCAUCUUGCUUCUCUAUCUCUAUCUUUGCCAUAA
Tripterygium wilfordii is the source of this 900-nucleotide messenger RNA. RefSeq lists its product as uncharacterized. The transcript has 2 exons. Bases 1 to 900 code for a protein of 299 amino acids. The record is from RefSeq and is a predicted model, not a curated record. Lineage: Eukaryota; Viridiplantae; Streptophyta; Magnoliopsida; Celastrales; Celastraceae.